Gadus chalcogrammus (walleye pollock) is the source of this 2617-nucleotide messenger RNA. RefSeq lists its product as uncharacterized. The transcript has 2 exons. The coding region runs from base 361 to 1578 and encodes 405 amino acids. The record is from RefSeq and is a predicted model, not a curated record. Lineage: Eukaryota; Metazoa; Chordata; Actinopteri; Gadiformes; Gadidae.
CUGUUACACUAUCGUACUGUCAAUAACUAGAAUAUUGUUUUUUGGACAGGAGAGGUCUCCAUGGACUUCAAUAGUCCCGACUUUGUACCUUCUGUCUUUUCCUUCGCAACCCAGUGUGAAAUAGACAAAGGAGAUACAAAACUUGAGAGGUAAAUAUUGUCACUUUAGCCUUAUUUAGUUGCUAACUGGAAUCACAUUGCAUGCAUCAAAAUGCAGAGAAUGUAUGGCAAGUAAGGUCAGAUAGUUUUUAGAUAAUUUGUCAGACCAGAUUUUUGUAAUGUCUACAUUGUCUUGUGAAGCCCUGUUAAGCUAUGCUAUGUAAUUUACACUUGACUUGGUUUUGGUACCUGAUAACCUCCUAUGAUCUACCAAGCAACUAAACUGUUUUGGACUGACUGUUUGACCUCAUCUCUGUGUAUCAGAUUUAAGAGGAAAAGAAAAAGGGAAGAAACCAUCCACAGACCACCAGAUGAUGUACAGCGGUCCAAAGAAGCUAGUGAUGAGGCUUCUGGAGCUUGCCUGUCCUCAGAUGACUGCAGAAUGGAGCCUGGUGCUGAUCAAUGCACUGAAGCCACAGUCCCAAAGGUUCUCCAUGAUGAUCUGAAACACAAGUACAGCCAACUUUCUACAGAGUGUGUCAACCUGCGUUUGGAGAUCGACAAACUGAAAACUGAGAAUGAGGAACUAAAGGCAACACUCAUGAAUACACAAUUUUCCUUUAGCUCUAUCAAGAGUAAAGCAGUGCAGGUUCUGUUUUUCACAGGGCUGACCAGUGUCUUAUUUGAGUGGUUGAGUCACAAACUUAAAGACAGUGUAGAGGUUGUGCGUGGCUCUAUGAACCUGAAGGAUCAUCUAUUGAUCGUCCUAAUGAAACUUAGACUAGGGCUCUGCAACAAGGAUAUUGCUUUCAGAUUUAAUGUCACAGAAAGUGACAUUUCAAACAUUUUGAGAAGUUGGCUCCCUGUUAUGUCUGCGACUUUAAAGCCUCUCAUAAAGUGGCCAAGCAAGCAUGCAGUAUUAAAGAAUAUGCCAAAAUGUUUUAAACCUAAAUAUAAACAUUGCAGGUGCAUUAUUGACUGUACAGAAAUUUUUAUCAAUAGACCCACAAAUUUAACCUCCAGAGCCCAGACGUACUCGAAUUAUAAAAGCCACAACACUAUUAAAUAUUUGAUUGGCAUGUCACCUUCAGGAGCCAUUUCUUUUCUGUCGGCAGGUUGGGGUGGGCGAGUUUCAGACAAACAAAUUACAGCCGAGUCUGGAUUUUAUGACCUUCUAGAGCAUAAUGAUGAGAUACUAGCAGAUCGGGGUUUUACCAUCAGAGAUGAGCUUGCCACACGUGGUGCCACACUUAGGAUCCCUCACUUUACCAAAGGUAAAAAGCAGCUCUCUGCUCAAGAAGUGGACAUAUCAAGGCGUUUGUCUAAUGUGAGAAUACACAUUGAACGAAUAAUAGGUAGAUGGAAAAUUUUUAAAAUUCUGACAACUAUUAUUCCACUCACACAGGUUGACCUGUUAGACGAUAUAGUGAUUGUUUGUGGAGCACUAACAAACCUUUGUAAAUGUAUAGUCCCAAGAUAGCUUAAUUUAGAUUUAUUCUGUAAGUAACUGUUUAUUGUCAUCAACACAAUUAAUUGCACAUUCAAGUGUUAAAAUGUAAAAUAUUAGUACUGUAUUAAAUCAUUUGCUUCGAAGAACAUUUCAUUCAUCAUUUUUGCACUGUUCACAACACCAAUCCACAACCUUUCUUCUUACUCUAGCACAUGUGUAGUGGAAAUGGUUCUUGCACUUUGCACAGUCAAUCAUCAUUCCAAAGUCUGGCCUUUGACAGUGUGAGCAGACUGUAGGUGACUGCAUCAGUGGAUCCAUGCUGCGUGUUAACAGCUCAGGCAAAAUACUCUGUUUGAAGAACUUUUCAGCUUUAGGCAGGACUGCUUGUAGCAUUUCUUCAUCUCUGGUGAUGCGGUUGAUAGCAACAACUUGCUUUGUCCAAACCACAAAGUCGCAGUACUGGGUGUUGCAUACAAACAUGUGUAGCUGAACUUGAUGGUAGUAUUCAUGAUUCUUCUUUAAUUGUAGUGCUUUGUCUAAGCAGAACUGUGUGUCCUCGCUACUCCCUGUAAGACCAUCACGGUAUUUGUAUGGACACUUAAUCUCUAGGGUUGCUUUCCCACAGCAGGUACAGUUUGCUAUUCCAUCCGGCGAUGCCCCAAGAUGUGGUUUGUCUGGCCGCACAACAAGACCGCAAAGCUCCACUUCAAAGUUGGAAUGUUGUGCUUUCAUUAUUUCUGUGUAUUGUCUUCUGGCUGUGUCCUCCAUAUCUCUUCCCCAAAGUACUGCUGGCACAUGGGACAAGUCUUGUUUAUUGUAGUGCAUUACCUGUUUUACAAGGUUUAGUUUAGCUGUUUCGGUUACUACAGUGUAUACACGAUGUAGGGUUGUGCUUGUUAUCCUUCCAUUUCUGUGUGUGUGCCAGGCCUGAGACUGUGCCUGAUUUUUAGUUGUAAGCUCAAGGUUUACACACUGCUCAUUAGUUAACCCCUUCCUCAGUUUUUCAAAAGUCUCUUCACUCCUCUCUUGUAGUUGAUUUUUGCAGAGGCAUCUCAGAUUGGCAUCAUAC